AUGCCUACGCAGCUUAGGAAAUCCAACGCCGACACAACCGGUUGCCCAGAAGGACUUAUCAUGGCUGAUACAAUUGAUAGUGAUGAAGUUAAGGCUGAAGGUGUAGAUGGACAAUGUGAUGUCAAUCUUGAAGAUUGUGUAAAUGUCGAAGAUGGGUUGAAUGUUGAAGAUGGAGUCAAUCUCAAAGAACGAGUGAAUGUGGAAGAUUCGAGUAGUGGUCCUUUGGAGCCAUUUAUUGGCAUGAUAUUUGACGAUGUGGAAGACGCCCAAGCAUUUUACAAGGUUUAUGCAAGACGGAAAGUAGACUAUGUUUGCACAAGGGAAGGAUUUCGGCGGGUAAGUCGAAAAGAAAAAGAACAAACAGUUCCUAAGAUUGCUGAGACAAAGAUUGGAUAUAAAGCAAUUAUGGGAGUAAAAAAAGAUGGUGAAAAGUGGAUGGUGAACAAGUUUGUAGUUGGACAUAACCAUAUUCUACUUACAUCGAGGAGUGCUAGUUUGCUCCGUGGAAAUAGAAAGUUAUUAAGAACAUGGCAAAAGGCAAUGCUUGGAAAAGCCCCUGCAACUAUUAUUACCGAUGAUGACAAGGCAAUGGCGAAAGCAAUUGCAAAGAUACUCCCGAAUACAACUUAUAGGUUGUAUUUGUGGCAUAUUUUACAAAAGUUUCCUGAACACUUGGCUCAUGUUUAUAACAAAUUUCUGGACUUUGGCACAGAUUUCCGUCAUUACAUCCAUGAGACAAUUACAACUGAUGAGUUCGAGUAA
Molecule: messenger RNA, 762 nt
Organism: Carya illinoinensis
Lineage: Eukaryota; Viridiplantae; Streptophyta; Magnoliopsida; Fagales; Juglandaceae
Exons: 4
Coding region: 1-762 (253 amino acids)
Source: RefSeq, a predicted model, not a curated record